AAUCAGGCCCCAUCUUAUCUUAAUUAGGGGUGGGUUUUAAAAAAAAAAGAGAAAGAUUUGCUGAUUCAAAUCAAUUUUAGUUUGACUAAUGUGAUAUCGAUUCAUGAAAUCCUGAAUCGAUUUUUAAAUAUAAAUGUAUUUUGCCAGAAAUCCCAGAAUCUCAGCUUAAAGCUCACAAAACUAUUUCAACAACUGCCAAACAGCUAAAACCGCAAUUGAAAGCAGGUAAAUGGAUUCCACAAAAAAGACAUCCUCUCUACUUUUAAGUUUAGGCUUCAAACUUUCCCCUUUGCUUAUAAGGGGACUCGGGGUCUGUGAGCAGUGGGGACUGUUAUUGUUAUUGUUAUUAUUAUUAUUAUUAUUAUUAUUAUUAUUAUUAUUAUUAUUAUUGUUAUUUGGUGUGUCGUCUGCACUGCCUCUGAUCUGUCCUCAUCUGUAUGUAGGCAGGUUUGUGUGUGUGUAUGUGUGUUGCUGUUGUUUGUGGCCAAGUUACAGGCAUCUUCAGGCCUGAGGGGCGUGGCCUGGCUUGAGGACUGGCCACACCCAAAGCCCUUGCCACACACCUGCUCCUCAUCUGGGCUCGUCGGGGGAGCUAUUUAGAUGAGCGAUGGAGCUUCCACCGACGCUGGAUUAUUGUGUUUGACUUCACGAGGAACGUGGGACGAGACAGAGCAGUGAGCACGGGGAGUGCAGAGACACUGGAGCAGAGAGCACUACACUGGGACUUUUGGGAAGAAGACACAACACGGGAGUCUGGGACACUGGAGAAUUUAUUGUUGCUUGCUUCACCACCCUUUGUAAAUAAACACUGUUGCAGUGAAAAGUCCGGCGUUUGGGUCCUAUUUCCCCAUCUCCCCACGGUCUGCCAGCCAGACCUUGACAGAAUAAUCCAGCCGUUAUGGACCCAGCGGACUCAAGGACCAUCUCACAGGAAGAGUUGCUUGCCCAGCUCUGGAGCUACUGUCAGAGCAUUCUCCAGGGGGCAGAUCCUCCUCAGAGACACUUACAGGUCGUAUUUUUUGAUUCUUUCCUAUCAUCAACCACCUUAUCUGUGAGCUUUUUGGACAUUAAGAGACUAAUUUUGAUUAUAACCAUGCUGAGGGCAAGUUCCUGCUUUGAGCUUUUCGGUUUGGGCUGUCCGGGCGAGGAGGAUGUGGCGACCUCCCUGGGAGCCCUUGCUGCCCAUUUCUUUUUUCAUAGGCAGAUAGCUUCCCCACCGUCGUUUGCGGCUCACUUGUUGGACCCUCCAUUGUGGGGGACACAGGUCACACGCCCUCUGCACCUCACCACAUCUCCACUCACCUCCGCGGCAUCUGCUGAGUCAGCAGACAAAGGACCGGCAGCUCAAAGCCAUACAGCUGCUCUCCUGUCCGGCCGACUGGUGGAACCUCAGCCUGUCGCGCCGGCCCCGGCAUCAUCAAAGAAGCAACGCUCGUGCCGCCGGCGCCCCUCACCGCCGCCAGAUUCCCUGACUUUCCCUCAGCUGAUUGUGUCACAGCUGAUGGCCCCGCCCCUCCCUGAGCCUGGUUCUGCUGGAGGUUUUAUUCCUGUUAAAAGGGAGUUUUUCCUUCCUCCUGUCCCACUUUCUCACAUGGAUCCCUGGACCUACCGUUGUUCCCUGCUGAGUUUCUGGUGCGAGAGAGGAGUGAAUGCCUGGUGAGACGUCACGAGAGACUGUGGAGGAGAGAGAGUGUUCCCCCUGCUUUUCCCUGUGGAUUCCCUGGAGCCCUGAUCCCCGCACGCCUGUAUAUAGCACUGAGUCACUGCUUCACUUUUUCACCUGGUGUUUGUAAAUAAAGAUCCCUCUGUUCUUCCUUCAAGAAAGGAGUCCUGCGUUUGAGUCCUCCCAGUGACCGUAACAUUGGAGCUACGUUUGUCAGCCAGUUCGGACUUUACA
Messenger RNA from Oreochromis niloticus (Nile tilapia), 1897 nucleotides. RefSeq lists its product as uncharacterized. The transcript is spliced from 4 exons. Bases 899 to 1660 code for a protein of 253 amino acids. Lineage: Eukaryota; Metazoa; Chordata; Actinopteri; Cichliformes; Cichlidae. The record is from RefSeq and is a predicted model, not a curated record.